UGUUGGCAAUGCCUGGCGAACAGAAACCCCCCAUAUUUUCCCCAGUCCCACUUUAAGAAAAGAGAAGAAAAGGGAAGAGAAAAAAAAGGAAAGAAAGAAAAGAAAGAAAGAAAGAAAGAAAGAAAGAAAGAAAGAAAGAAAGAAAGACGAUCUGCAGUCGCAAAUGAUUGUACUAAAUAUAGGAUGGGACUUAAGUUGAGCGGCAGAUACAUUUCUCUGGUCCUUGCUAUGCAGCUAGCAUACCUGGUGCAGGCAGUUAAAGAAGCGAGCAAGUGCGAUGCAGUCUUUAAGGGCUUCUCUGAUUGCGUGGUCAAGAUGGGCCAAAACAUUGCCAACUAUCCGCAAGACCUGGAUGACAAGAAAAAUCUCGAAACAAUCUGCCGAUACUGGGAUGACUUCCACUCCUGCACCGCCACAGCCCUCUUGGAUUGUCACGAAGGGCUGACAGACGUCUGGGAAAAACUGAAAGAGAAAUCCAAAAAGCUCGACUACGAAGGCAACCUAUUUGUCCUCUGCAGCAAAACCAACCGAGCAGCCUCGUCCUUCUUCGUAGCCUCUGCCUCCCCGGUGCUGUUGGCGGCUCUUUCUGCCACGUUGGCGACUUGCAUCUCCAUGUAG
This is a messenger RNA of Pseudonaja textilis, 618 nucleotides long. It is a transcript of the gene NRN1, whose product is annotated as neuritin 1. The record is from RefSeq and is a predicted model, not a curated record. Gene Ontology annotation, biological process: neuron projection extension; nervous system development. Gene Ontology annotation, cellular component: plasma membrane. Lineage: Eukaryota; Metazoa; Chordata; Lepidosauria; Squamata; Elapidae.